AUGCCUAGUGUAGUAAAUGUGGACACAAACCCGUUUGAGGGACAGAAGCCGGGCACGAGUGGUUUGCGUAAAAAAGUUAAAGUUUUCCUUCAAGAACAUUACACGGAAAACUUCGUGCAGAGUAUUCUGGAUGCGAAUAAAGACUCUUUGGCUGGAUCUACGCUGGUAGUCGGAGGAGACGGCCGAUACCUCGUUAAGGAGGUUGUGGACAAAAUCAUCAAAAUCUCAGCUGCUAAUGGAGUCGGAAGGCUGCUGGUCGGUCAGGAUGGUAUCCUCUCCACACCUGCUGUCUCCUGCAUCAUCAGGAAAUACAAGGCUCUUGGUGGUAUCGUCCUCACAGCGUCUCACAACCCGGGUGGCAUAGACAAUGACUUUGGAAUCAAAUUCAACUGCGCCAAUGGCGGCCCAGCGCCCGACGCGACCACCAAUCAGAUCUAUGCACUCACCACUGCCAUUAAACAAUACAAGAUAGUUCCAGACAUUGCCUGCGAUAUCUCCAAGAUCGGUGUUUCUAAUUAUGAUAUUGGUGGACAAAAGUUCACGGUAGAAGUUAUUGACCCAGUUAAUGAUUACGUGGCGUACAUGAAGGAAAUCUUCGACUUCAAUAAGAUCAAGGCACUGAUACAGGGCACGGAACAACGGAAGCCGUUCAACGUACUCAUCGAUUCUAUGAAUGGAGUCACCGGUCCCUAUGUAAAGCGUAUAUUUAUCGACGAGUUGGGCGCUAGGGAGGGCAAUGUGCGUCGUAUCGUACCUCUGGAGGACUUUGGAGGCGCCCAUCCAGAUCCCAACCUCACUUACGCUGCUGACCUCGUGAAUGCUGUCAAGGGUGGGGACUAUGAUCUCGGAGCUGCUUUUGAUGGAGAUGGUGACAGGAACAUGAUAAUAGGUCGUGGCGCGUUCUUCGUGACUCCGUCAGACUCGCUGGCAGUGCUAGCCAGUUACUUGCAGCUGAUCCCCUACUUCCAGCGGACCGGGGUCCGGGGCUUCGCUCGCUCCAUGCCCACGGCAGCCGCUGUGGAUAGGGUCGCGGCUGCUACUGGCUUCGAGAUGUUUGAAGUGCCGACUGGCUGGAAAUAUUUCGGCAACCUAAUGGACGCUGGUCGCCUGUCGUUAUGCGGCGAGGAGAGCUUCGGCACAGGCUCCGACCACAUCAGGGAGAAGGACGGACUGUGGGCCGCCCUCGCCUGGCUGUCUGUACUGGCCGGGACUGGACACUCCGUGGAGGAUAUACUCAAGGCGCACUGGGCUAAAUACGGCAGGAAUUAUUUUACUAGAUACGACUACGAGGAAUGCGCAAGCGACUCCUGCAACGAGAUGAUGCAGGUGUUGGAGAAGAAGAUCACGUCGCCCGGCUUCGUCGGCUCCUCCCACUCCGCCGGGGGGAAGACGUACGUCGUCAAACUAGCUGACAACUUCUCCUAUAUGGAUCCUAUCGACCAGAGCGUUGCUAUGAAACAGGGUCUCCGCAUAAUCUUCGAGGAUGGUUCCCGCAUUGUGUUGCGACUCAGCGGUACUGGCAGCUCGGGAGCUACUGUCAGGUUGUACAUAGACUCGUACGAAGCUAAAGACGUGUUGGGCGACGCUCAAGUAAUGUUGAAGCCCCUGAUAGACGUCGCUCUACAAAUAUCUGAACUACCGAAAUACACCGGACGUGACGCACCCACUGUUAUCACAUAA
Spodoptera littoralis (African cotton leafworm) is the source of this 1680-nucleotide messenger RNA. The record is from the annotation of a GenBank genome assembly. NCBI's taxonomy places the organism in Eukaryota, Metazoa, Arthropoda, Insecta, Lepidoptera, Noctuidae.